AAUUGCUAAAAACAUCUAGGAUUAUUUUCCUCAAAUCAAUUAUACAUUAUCGGAACGCAUUUUUUCUUUUUUUUCAACUUUUUUUGUUCAACUCGUGAAUAGACUUAUAUCACAAACAUCUUCGCUUUCAGUGCAAGUUGGCUUUUUGCGCACAAAUCUACAAUGGAAUUGGUCUGGUUGAUGUGCAUAGCAGUGAGUGUUGGCGCUUGGUUCGUGUCCGCGGAGAGGCAUUACGUAUUCUGGAAUAGCACAAAUCCCAAGUUCCAGGGAGACAAGUACACGGUGGAGGUGCGCAUCAACGACUACCUGGACAUCGUGUGCCCCCACUACCAGCGCGGCGAGGUGCUAUCCCAGGAGGCCGAGCGCUACGUGCUGUUCAUGGUGGAUCAGGAGGACUACGAGGCCUGCCACUCGCGGUCCGUCGACCAGCUGCGCUGGGAGUGCGCCCGCCCCUUUGCCCCCCACGUCCCCGAAAAGUUCUCUGAGAAGUUCCAGCGCUUCACCCCCUUCACCCUGGGCAAGGAGUUCCGGCAGGGAGAGAGCUACUACUAUAUCUCCAAACCGCUCCACCACCACGGGCAGGAAUGCAUGCGCCUGAAGGUGAACGUCGUCGGACCCAAGGGGUCAGAGGAAACCAAGGUGCGUAGAGGACCAGAAGUAGAAACUGAUGGAGGAGGAGUGCACGAUCAAUCUAACGGACUUCCUGCAGAUGACCCCUCGGUGAAAUCUCCAGUAGUAGAGAAGUUAAGUGUGGGUUCUGCAGUGCAGUUGGCUUCCAUGUCCUCGCUUUUGACAUUGGUGCCAGCCUUGCUUUCGCUAUUAUUGCAAUGAGAUUGCAAAAGAACUACAAAUACCAGAGACAUUUUAUAGGGAGAAUGGACUACAUUGACGGAGGUCUGUGGCGGACCAAGCAAUGCAUGGACCAAUCUUAAAAGCCAAUGCUGGUCAUUGGCAGAGUGGGGAAAAAAAGCUUUUGUAAAAGACAUUUUUAUACAAGUAUGAAUGUUGUGUUGUGUGAUUUCAGUUGAGUGGUGUUUUGUGAGAUUGAAUGAAUUAUUUUUUAAAACAUCAGUGUAUUUUCUUGGAAGGAUUUGUUUUAUUUUUAUUCAUGUUUUUAAGUGGAUAAUUACCCCCUUUGCCCUUCAUUUGUAUUCGUGUUACUUGGAUUACGCUGGAACUAAACUCAAACUUCAACUAAAAUUCUUUCUGAAAGAGACUCAAAGAAUUAACUGCAUAAAAUAACUGCAAUUAACAUGGAAAAAAACUAGAAUCUACAUUUGUCAGAAUUUCAAUAUAGAGCUAUGUAUAACUUUGAGUAUAAAAUGUAUUUUUCACAUAAUAAUCAUCUUACCUUUUGAGCCAAAGACUACAGCGAUCAUCUCACAGUGUAAUACUCAAAACCUACAUACUGUACAUACAGUAUGCAGAGAGUGUAUAUGUUCUCUAAUGCAGAAUUCUGUCAUUCUCAAUGUAGCAUUCAAAGAAUCAGUUUUUCUUGUAAAAAACGGUUAUUCAGUAAACACACAGCUGAUGUGGACAUGGGGUAUUUUGCUGCACAGUACACACACAGGACAGACUAACUGGUACAGAACAGGAACAUAGAUCAGACUGAGCACAUUGUUUAAAGAAAAAAAAAAAAUUAUGAAUAUUGCAAGAACAAAGUUGUCCUUUACUGUCUUGUUUUGUUUUUGUGGUUUUUUUUUUUUUUUUUUUUAAUGUUUUUUGUGUUUUGAGAAAUGAAAUUGUUUACUGUUAGGAAGAUGGCACAGAGAAGGAGAGCUUUAAGGCUGUGUGAGUUUGAGAACUAGAGAACAAAAUGUUUUCCUAAAGAAUAAUACUGUGAGUUGUUUAUCUAUAGCAGAGGGGAGCUGGGCUUUCCUGCUGUGGUGCCUCUUUUGCCCAAUAUGGAUCACCAUUCAAAUGAGACGCCUCCCCAAAUGACUAAAACACAAUGGACAUCGACAAUGGUGAGACGUAUGUACUUACCCAUACAGUAUUUAUGAGGAAAAGGAACCGAUGCGUCACCUGAUUAGGUCCGUGACAGAACCUACGAAGGGCUUGUAUUUGAGCGACAAGCGCAAGAGGACUUGAUUAAAUCUCUUGGGUUAAUAAUGCGUUUUUUUGUUUUGUGUUAUCCUGUACAUGUGUAUGUAAAAUGUAAAAUGUGUACAUAUAGAAGAUUAUAUGAAAUACAUAGAUUUGUUAAAAACAAAAAUAUGAAAAAAA
This is a messenger RNA of Conger conger (European conger), 2226 nucleotides long. It is a transcript of the gene efna1b, whose product is annotated as ephrin-A1b. NCBI's taxonomy places the organism in Eukaryota, Metazoa, Chordata, Actinopteri, Anguilliformes, Congridae. Gene Ontology annotation, biological process: ephrin receptor signaling pathway; axon guidance. Gene Ontology annotation, molecular function: ephrin receptor binding. Gene Ontology annotation, cellular component: plasma membrane. The transcript is spliced from 5 exons. The record is from RefSeq and is a predicted model, not a curated record. Bases 163 to 831 code for a protein of 222 amino acids.